Molecule: messenger RNA, 2523 nt
Organism: Onychostoma macrolepis
Lineage: Eukaryota; Metazoa; Chordata; Actinopteri; Cypriniformes; Cyprinidae
Gene: plekha1a
Product: pleckstrin homology domain containing, family A (phosphoinositide binding specific) member 1a
Exons: 13
Coding region: 178-1350 (390 amino acids)
Cellular component (GO): cytoplasm; membrane
Molecular function (GO): PDZ domain binding
Source: RefSeq, a predicted model, not a curated record
AUUUAACCUGACGCAGUGACGUAUACAGCCACUUCCGCUCCUGCAGGAAAAACACUAGUGAAGUUUGUGAACGGGGACACGAGCAGGAGAUGGGCUGAACCGAACCACUUCAGCGAUAAUAAACCGAUUACUGAUAUCAGAGAGAGGGGGGAAUGAGUAGUGUGAAGAGACGGGGACAUGCCUUACGUGGACCGGCAGAACCGCAUCUGCGGUUUCCUGGAUAUCGAAGAAUUGGAGAACAGCGGCAAGUUCCUGCGACGGUAUUUCAUCCUGGACACGCAGCAGGGUAGUCUGGUCUGGUACAUGGACAACCCGCAGAACCUGCCAGUAGGUGCCAAACACGUGGGUUCCCUCAGUCUCACCUACAUAUCCAAGGUCAGUGAUGCCACCAAACAGAGGCCAAAAGCUGAGUACUGCUUUGUCAUCAAUGCAGGAAUGAGGAAAUUCUUUCUGCAGGCUAAUGAUCAGCAGGAUCUUGUGGAAUGGGUCAACGCGCUCAAUAAUGCAACCAAAAUCACAGUUCCCAAGUCCUCUGAUGCUGUUCACUCUGAGAGUCAGAGCUUGGCUUCAAACGGAAACAAGAAACAGGUCCCAUACAAGACCGAGAUCAUUGCAGGAGUAGCUGUCGUCACACAGACACAGCAGGAUGGAGAGGUGGGACACAGUGUUGGAGGAGAGAAAGUGGGCUUGAGGAAGGCUCCAAACCAUCCGCCAUAUUUGCACUCUAGAGCAGGGCAGGAUCAGACCAUUAUUAAAGCAGGAUACUGCGUCAAACAAGGGGCUCUGAUGAAGAACUGGAAAAGGCGAUAUUUUGUUCUGGAGCAGAACUCAAUGAGUUACUUCAAGUCUGAUCUGGAGAAGGAGCCUUUGCGGAAUAUUCUUCUGAAGGAGGUCCAUAAGGUGCAGGAGUGCAAACACGGUGAAAUCAUGAUGCGAGACAACCUCUUUGAAGUCGUCACAACCUCCAGAACAUUUUAUGUCCAGGCUGAUAGUCCAGAGGAGAUGCACAGCUGGAUCAAGGCUAUUUCAGGAGCCAUUGUGGCUCAGAGGGGCCCAGGCCGAUCCGCAGCUUCUAUGCGUCAGGCCAGAAGGCAUUCAAGCCCCUGUAUUCAGAGAUACACACCACGUGUCACUCAAGGCAGCACGAGUUCAUUGUUGGUGGCUCCUGUUUCUACCGCCAGCACACGAGUCAUGCCAUCCCCUGGACGGCCAGCCCUGCCGUGUCAGCAAACCCAGAAUGCCGUGGUCCCACGAGGCCUGGCAUGGGACAGCGAGCACUUCAUGAGCCUGCUGCCCCUGCCCCGCCCACACGCCCGCUUGUCACUGCAAGAGACCCGCCUCUCCAAGUGACUCACGAAUCGCCGUGGCGGCGACGUAGCAGCUUUGGAAUGUGUGACGCUCCCUUGCCCCAACUUGAUCUGGAUAAUGCGGAUCUUCCUGUCAGUGAGGUCUGACGGUUUUACGUUAAACUUUUACCUCUGACAGAAAUAUUAAGAUGUGUGUGCCGAGUUUAAGUGGUGAUAGGAUCAUUGGAGGGAUAGAUGACCAGGCAUUCGGAUCCAAACUGAUCUGACCUGACCUGUUGACCAAAUUCUGAACUUUAAAACAGGUAAUGUCGGAUAAAAAGAGCUUCAGUCAUGUACAUCUAGAUCAGGAACACUACCACAAUGAUUCAGACACCAAAGAUUCUUCCAAGUACCCCCAAACCUUUUAAAGUUACUGAAAGAAAAUACAAAUUUGAGGAAUAUGGAUCAAGUAUCACCUAAACUGAAAUCGUUUCUGGGAUUGUGUUGGAAGAAGUGAAGAUUUGCGCUGCCCCAUGGAAUGGAGUCGGAAAAGGCUGUGCUUGUGAGAAGUGAUUCCUGUUAAUAUCCAAGAAUUCCCCUUCUCUGAGCAUUACAGAACAUACUUCAUUUUUCCUGGGCUUUUUUUUUUUCUGUACAGUUUCCUAUUUUUAAACGUUAUUCUAUGUGCUGUUAAUGUGACUAAUUGAUCCUGUGGACUAAGCUGGGGUUUAUUUAGACUGACAUCUUUUAUCCACACUUAUACAUAAGAGUGAAUUCUUGUAGCUGUAAUACUAUUGUCUCUUGCUCUGCUAAGUGAUGAACCAAAUCCGUAGUUUAUUUAAUAACUCAAUGUGUUGGAUACAGUAAAGCCAAGUAGACUGAUGCUAAAUAAUCUGCCCAUGUCCCUGUCAUUUUCUGGCUUUCUGGGUUUGACUGUACUUGUCUGAUCAUACAAGUGAGAGUUUGCUGUUGAAUUGUUCAUUGAAUUAUUCAUAAUUGUUCAGUUAUUGGGAUUCAAGUAUGACUACUAUGAUGAAAUGCUUUUCAGUGUAUGUUUAUCUUUGCACUGAUUCAUUUUUGCCCUCUUUCUAAAAAAAGUGCCUGCGUCUUUUUUUCUCAAAGGUCCGGCAGUUUUAACCCUCAGUUUUUUUGUCUUGUUUUGUGCUGUAACCGUUUUAAUCUUGUUUUGUUUAUAUUAUUUAUUAUAAGAAAAAGCAAUAAACCAAGUCUGAAUUUA